AUGCCCCGCGUGUCCAUGUCAUCACGCCGCUUCUUUUCCGUCUCAGACGGGUCUUUCCCCCUCCCUGAUAAUCCCAUGGACAAAUCCCCAGUCUCCGAUCAGUCGCUCCCGCUGAGAGCCAGACACCUUGCAGAGUCACUUCGAAGCAAUGAUCGUGCCGAUGAAGCUUCGGAUGUGGAAAAGAUUCUAGAGUCCGCCGAUGCCGACAAUGCCGAUACUCAAUCCGAUCCGACUUUCGAUGCACUGAACCGGCUCGACAACUUGGUAAAAUCCUUUUUGAGAAGGGGCAAGUGGGCUGUAGCAGUUGAACUUGGUACCUUGGUCCUCGAUGUCCGUGAGGCUAGCUAUGGAGAAGAGGACCUGGCAACAAUGAGCGCAAUGAACAGUCUGGUUUCAGCAUAUUGGGGGCAAGGUCAAUAUGACGACGCGGUCAAGCUUGGCAAGAAAGUCACGAGACUGAGAAAACAAAUCCUCGGCGAGAAAAAUCCACAGACAUUGGUUUCGAUGUCGAAUCUUGCAUCAGCCUAUCGAGGCCAAGGGCGAUGGGAGGACGCCCAAAAGCUCGACUCUCGAGUGUUGGAGAUUAAAGCAGAGACCUCUGGCCGAGGUCACCCCUCCACAUUUGUCUCCAUGGCGAACCUUGCAACCUCGUAUGCAAGCCAGGGGAGAUAUGCAGACGCCGAAUCCAUCGAACGAUCAUUGGUGGAACUGGGAGAGAAGAAGUUCGGCGCAACGGAAGCUUCCAUCUUGACAUGGAAAUCGAACUUGGCAUCAACCUACCGAGACCAGGGACAUCUUUCCCUCGCGGAAAGAUUAGAUCUGGAGGUCCUCGAGGCAAGACGGGAAUCAUUAGGCUCAGAGCAUCCUUUGACCCUCACGUCUAUUGCCAAUCUAGCAUCCACCUAUCGCGUCCAGGGGCGGUGGGCAGAUGCGGAAUCCCUAGAUCGCGAAGUCGUAGCAACUAGCAAGACAGCUCUGGGUGAAAAGCACCCUCAGACGCUGAUGUCGAUCAGCAACCUUGCAUCUACCUGUCGCAGUCAAGGGCAACUAGAAGAAGCCAAAGAUCUUGGAGAGAAAUCGGCGGCGGGGUUGAAAGAGGUUCUCGGAGAGCGUCACCCGCAUACAUUGACUGCCUGGGCAGACGUGGCGGUGACCUACCAUGUCAACGGACAACGAAGCGAUGCAACGAAGCUAGGCUCUGAAGUCCUGCACAUGAUGGAAGAGUCAUUAGGUGAAAAGCACCCACAUACAUUGAGUGUUAUGUCCAAUCUCGGGUUCAUGUAUCAGUCACAAGGCAAAUGGGAUCAGGCGGGUGGGUUUGCGGAGACUGUUUAUACGCGAAGACGAAGCACAUUGGGGGAGGAACAUAUGGAUACUAUUGCAGCUUUGGAAGAUCUGAGGCGGAUUUCAUGGGUAGAAGCGGCGGACCGUAACGCGGCACUGGCGAGGUCUAAAUGA
Penicillium atrosanguineum is the source of this 1458-nucleotide messenger RNA. RefSeq names its product Peptidase S33 tripeptidyl aminopeptidase-like C-terminal. The transcript has a single exon. Gene Ontology annotation, molecular function: protein binding. Bases 1 to 1458 code for a protein of 485 amino acids. NCBI's taxonomy places the organism in Eukaryota, Fungi, Ascomycota, Eurotiomycetes, Eurotiales, Aspergillaceae. The record is from RefSeq and is a predicted model, not a curated record.